Molecule: messenger RNA, 366 nt
Organism: Colletotrichum karsti
Lineage: Eukaryota; Fungi; Ascomycota; Sordariomycetes; Glomerellales; Glomerellaceae
Product: glutathione-dependent formaldehyde-activating enzyme
Exons: 5
Coding region: 1-366 (121 amino acids)
Molecular function (GO): carbon-sulfur lyase activity
Source: RefSeq, a predicted model, not a curated record
AUGGCGGGAUUUACCGGUCAUUGCAACUGUGGUGGAGUGAAGGUCACCUUGAAGGAGAAACCAGACCAAGUUCUUGUCUGCCAUUGUGCAAACUGCAAGCGCGCUGGUGGUCCAUUCUCAAUGAACUUUUUCGUUGAGGACGGCGAAAUGGAGCUUGAGGACAGCCAGAAGACUCUUUCGGAAUAUCUGGACCACAACACAGACUCCGGAAACAUUGUACACCGAUUCUUCUGCAAGAAUUGUGGAAGUCCUGUCAAAACCACAUCGCCAGCUGUUCCCGGGAAGGCAUUCCUCAAGGCAUCUUUGUUCGAUGACAUUCCCACGAAGAAGCAUGAGGUUUACACGGAAAAGGCGUUGCACUUUUGA